ACCAAACACAAAACCAUUCAACCUGUAUUCAAAAAACUGUGGAUGGGAUCAGGUCUCUCUCACAACCACCGGAGCAGCGUCGCGCCUCAGCAGCAGCCGUCGUCGGCCCGCGUCAUCGCCGCCGACGGCUCGCUGACGGAGUUCGCCACCUCCUCCUCCUCCCCCACCAGCGUCUCCGACGUCCUCGGCGCGGGCAAUGCGGGCGCGGGCGGCCCCUUCUUCCUGUGCAGCUCUGACGCGCUCUACUUUGGCGAGGACGUGCCGGCGCUCGGCGGCGGCGAGCUGCUCCGUCCCGGCCAGAUAUACUUCGUGCUCCCCCAGGCGAUGCUCGGACGGGCCCUGUCGAGCGCCGACAUGGCGGCCAUGGCGGUCCGCGCGAGCGGGGCGCUUGCGGCGAGGGCGCGGCCGCGUGGGCCCGCCGCCAGCACCAGGAAGGUGCGCGCCACGCCGGUGCACGCCGAGAGCGGCCGUGGCGACGUGGACGCCCGGGUCAACGCGAAGCUGAACGAGAGGACUCUCGGGGAGUACUCUGUGAAAGCCUCUGGUAGUCCGGCGAGAACUGGCAAGACGGCUGUCGUGGUGGCGUUUACGCCGGCGAAGAAGCCGCUCAAGCCGCUCAGCACCAUCCAAGAGGAUGCCGAAUGACGCAAUGCCAUAAGAACAUCGCCAAGCUACGCCGAGCGACAAAAUGGAAGGAAAUUACAUGUUUUUUUAGGUGAAAAUUACAAGAUUUUGUUAUAUAGGAUUUUUUGUCAUUUUUCUCAUCGUAACAAUUUUAUUGAAACAGU
Hordeum vulgare subsp. vulgare (domesticated barley) is the source of this 788-nucleotide messenger RNA. RefSeq lists its product as uncharacterized. NCBI's taxonomy places the organism in Eukaryota, Viridiplantae, Streptophyta, Magnoliopsida, Poales, Poaceae. The record is from RefSeq and is a predicted model, not a curated record. Bases 43 to 645 code for a protein of 200 amino acids. The transcript has a single exon.